AUGGUAGUUCUGUGUUUCACUCUCACUCUGCUUGCGCAACUUGUUCUGCCUUCUCACACAUUCCAUAAUUCUAAUUCUUCUGAUCGAGAUGCUCUUUUGGCUUUCAAGAAUUCCCUUUCUCUUGACCCCUACAAUUCGUUGCAUGAAUGGUCUCCAAAUCAAAACUUCUGCAGUUGGGCUGGAGUGGGCUGCUCUUCUCGUCGACCGCGUGUGACUUCACUGAAUCUUACAGGUAUGGGAUUGGUUGGCCCCAUCUCUCCUAUUCUGGCGGAUCUCUCUUUCCUUAUAGUACUUGAUCUAUUCAAUAACAGCUUUCAGGGACAAAUCCCACCUCAGCUGGGAAGGCUUUUUCGCUUAAGAAGUCUCAGAUUGUCGUUUAACCAAUUGGGAGGUGUCAUUCCCUCCGCUUUAGCAGACUGUCCCUUAGAGAAACUGGGCUUGUCUUAUAAUAAAUUGGAAGGCUUGAUACCAUCAUCUCUAGGAGGCUGCCAUUCUUUGCAAAUUCUCAUUCUGUCCUCUAACAAUUUGAGUGGAAACAUUCCCUCCGAUCUUGGGCAUCUCCAAAAUUUAGAGAUUCUAUGGUUAGAUUCAAAUCAGCUUACAGGCAUAGUCCCACCUUUCUUUGGAAACAUGUCCUCUUUAAGUCAAUUGACUUUGGGAAACAAUAGACUCCAUGGCAGUAUUCCAGUUCAAUUGGGUAGGCUUGCUCGACUUCAAGUUCUUACUCUAAGGUUCAACAGCCUUACCGGGCCAAUUACCACUGUCCUUUCAAACUGCAGUAAUCUCCAAAUUUUACAGUUGUCUAGGAACAAAUUAGUAGGUCACAUCCCCUGGGAGUUCAGCAAACUAUCAAAUCUGCAAAAUCUGUAUUUAUGGGAAAACCAACUGAAUGGGGAGAUACCGAGUUCAAUUUCCAAUUGUACCCGUCUGCAAAUACUUGACUUAGACAGUAACCAGUUUAGUGGCACAGUGCCUUUGGAAUUUGGGAAAUUACUCCAGCUUCAGAAGCUUGUUUUGUGGGGAAAUCAUCUGGUGAGUGGAAGCAGCAGUUUGCCUAUUCUAACAGCCUUGACUAAUUGCUCCAGCUUAGAAGUUAUAGACUUUUCUCUUAAUAAUCUUACUGGAAUCAUGCCCUCCACAGUUGGCCUUCUCUCAACUAGUCUCCACUAUUUGGGACUGGCCUUGAAUGAACUGGAAGGAUACUUGGCGGAUGAGAUUGGCAACCUCACAAAGUUGGCAGAGCUGCAAUUAAGAGGAAACUAUUUCAGUGGGACAAUCCCAUCCACUCUGUCUAUACUUCCAAAUCUUGAAAGGUUGUACCUAAACAAUAACAAUUUACAAGGAUUAAUACCAACAACUUUGGGUCAGGCAAAAAGGUUUGGAUUGUUAGAACUGAGUGAUAACACGCUAUCAGGGCAAAUCCCAGAUAGUCUUGGUGAUAUUCCCCAAUUGAGAGUACUUCUUCUUCAUCACAAUCAAUUAUCAGGGAGAAUACCUGCUAGCUUAGGGAGAUGUGAAAUUCUGGAGCUGGUGGACUUAGCAUACAACAAACUAACGGGAAGUAUACCUCUUGAAGUUGCAGCUCUCUCAAAUCUCCAAUUUUAUUUCAAUGUAUCCAACAAUUUAUUAGAAGGUUCUAUUUUAGAAAUGAGUAAAAUGGUUAUGAUCCAAGCUAUAGAUGUAUCUCUCAACCACAUGUCAGGUGGCAUACCAAGCGCACUGGAAAGCUUCACAGCAUUGCAAUAUUUAAAUCUUUCUUGGAAUUCAUUUCAGGGCCCAAUUCCUGCAUCGCUGGCAAAUCUGCAAAUUCUUGAGACCAUGGAUCUUUCAUGCAAUAAUUUAUCGGGUACAAUACCCACGGCUUUUGGUGGGAUGAAAAUGCUCCAAGUUAUCAAUCUUUCUUUCAACAGAUUAACUGGAGAGGUGCCAAAGGGGGGCAUUUUUGCAACACUUGAAAGCUCUGAAAUCAUGGGAAAUAUUGGCCUUUGUGGGUCCUUAAUAAAUUUGCCACCAUGCUCUAGUUCCAAGCACAAACAGCUAUCCAGGUCCAUAAAGGUGAUAAUUCCUGUUGUGACUGCCGUUACAAUUUUAAUCAUGUCAUUUGCACUUAUAGCAUUAUCCUCUAGAUGGAGACGUGCAAGGCAUCCACCUACCAGCCAGAAUUCCCCUUCUCUAAAUGUAGGAAACCCCAGAAUUUCCUACAGUGAACUUGCAAAUUCUACAGGCGGGUUUUCUGAGGCAAAUCUUGUAGGAACUGGGGCUUUUGGAUCUGUUUACAGAGGUACUCUCAAAAAUGGCACAAAUGUUGCUGUUAAAGUUUUCAAUUUGCUGGAUGAAAAUGCUCAUGAAAGUUUUCACAGGGAAUGCAAUAUACUUAAAAAGAUUAGACAUCGCAAUGUGAUUAAAAUCAUUUCAGUUUGUUCGAAUCUUGAUUUCAAAGCUUUGAUUCUUCCAUUUAUGUCGAAUGGAAGUUUGGAGAGAUGGUUAUAUCCUCCUGAAAGGAGUGGAUGCAGAUUAAAUUUGCAUGAUCGGUUAAGAAUAAUAAUGGAGAUAGCAGAAGACUUUGGCAUUGCAAAAAUACUAUCGAGCAAAUCCUGGGAUCAUUUGACGUCCACAAAUGCACUGAAAGGGUCAUUUGGUUAUAUUGCACCAGAAUAUGGAAUGGGUCAAGAGAUUUCGACAAAUGGAGAUGUAUAUAGUUUUGGCAUUUUACUCUUGGAGUUGUUGAUAAGGAGGAGACCAGUUGAUGACAUGUUUACAGAAGAAGUCAAUCUACAAAAAUGGGUCCUUGUCACUCCUGAGUGUGAUUGUCCCCCCAUUGUAGAUGAACAGAGUGAUUAUAUGUUUGCAUUGGAGCUCCAAAGAAGUCUAGAAAGGAGGACUAGUGAGCACAUUCAAAAGAUGCUAGCAUUGCAUAUAUCUCCAUCCCCUCAACAUUCGAAGGCAGCUCAUGAUCUAUUUCCUGGUGCUGGUAGGAAAUUAGUAGACUAG
Cryptomeria japonica (Japanese cedar) is the source of this 2991-nucleotide messenger RNA. Its product is annotated as LRR receptor-like serine/threonine-protein kinase FLS2. The transcript is spliced from 5 exons. Lineage: Eukaryota; Viridiplantae; Streptophyta; Pinopsida; Cupressales; Cupressaceae. Gene Ontology annotation, molecular function: ATP binding; protein binding; protein kinase activity. The record is from RefSeq and is a predicted model, not a curated record. Gene Ontology annotation, cellular component: plasma membrane. Gene Ontology annotation, biological process: protein phosphorylation. The coding region runs from base 1 to 2991 and encodes 996 amino acids.